CUCGCCGCCGCCAUGAGUGACACUUCCACCUACAAGUUCAACCACACCAUGCUCCGGGUCAAGGACCCGAAGCGAUCCGUCAAAUUCUACGAGCAUCUGGGCAUGAAGCUCAUCAACAAGCUCGAGAACCCUGACGCCAAGUUCGACCUGUACUUUAUGGCCUACGACGAUCCCAAGUCUGUCUCCCAUGGCAAGCACUGGACAGACCGCGAAGGCCUAGUCGAGAUGACCCACAAUUAUGGUACGGAAGACGAUGACAACUACACCGUGAACAACGGCAAUGGCAAGGAGAACCGCGGUUUCGGCCAUGUGUGCAUCAGCGUCGACAACAUCCAGGACGCCUGCAAGCGUAUCUCAGACGCCGGCUACUCGUUCCAGAAGCGUCUUGAAGACGGCCGCAUGCGUUCCAUUGCUUUCGCCCUGGACCCCGACAAUUACUGGGUCGAGAUCAUUUCUCAGAACCCUGUCAAUGAGACCGAGGGCAAGAAGUCGGAUGUCUCCACCUAUCGCAUGAACCACACCAUGAUCAGAGUCAAGGACAAUGAGAAGUCUCUCAAGUUCUACCAGGACGUUAUGGGCAUGACCCUGCAGCGUACCUCUGAGCAAAAGGAGGCUGGCUUCACUCUCUACUUCCUCAGCUACGGUCCCAAGGCUCCCGAGCAGUCUGCUAAUGGCGUCAACCCAAUCGCUGACCGCGAGGGUAUACUAGAGUUGACGUUUAAUCACGGCUCUGAGAAGGACGACAGCGUCAAGUACCACAACGGCAACGAUGAGCCUCAAGGAUUCGGACACACCUGUGUCUCUGUCGACGACCUCGAUGCUGCAUGCAAGCGUUUCGACGACAUGGGCGUCCAAUGGAAGAAGCGUCUGACAGACGGCAGAAUGAAGAAUGUCGCCUUCAUCCUUGACCCUGACAACUACUGGAUUGAAGUCAUCCAGAACGAGAAGCUCAAGAACAGAGCUAGCUGGUAGACUCUUGAUUGAACCAACCUAUAUGGGAAAGCGCAAUUGGAAGCGCAUAAUUGGUCCUAUAAACUGGCAUAGUUUUGGAACUUGUACAUGAAAUGACACAAAAGGAUACCAAUGUCUAUAACUUGACUGUCGAGAUGCGCGACAACUUUCCGAUUUGGAGACCGACUGGUGGUGGAGACCCGCUAUCUUGCCCUUUCUUGGACACGACUGAUGCGUCGAAAUUUAGCAUGCGUUUUGACAGCUCCUCCCACUUCCUAUUGUGGAAUUCAAUUCUUUCCCUGUGUUUUCUGCUC
Molecule: messenger RNA, 1265 nt
Organism: Aureobasidium pullulans EXF-150
Lineage: Eukaryota; Fungi; Ascomycota; Dothideomycetes; Dothideales; Saccotheciaceae
Product: lactoylglutathione lyase-like protein
Exons: 5
Coding region: 13-972 (319 amino acids)
Molecular function (GO): lactoylglutathione lyase activity; metal ion binding
Source: RefSeq, a predicted model, not a curated record